This is a messenger RNA of Oncorhynchus gorbuscha (pink salmon), 1972 nucleotides long. RefSeq names its product copine IVb (gene cpne4b). Gene Ontology annotation, molecular function: calcium-dependent phospholipid binding. Bases 35 to 1699 code for a protein of 554 amino acids. The transcript is spliced from 18 exons. The record is from RefSeq and is a predicted model, not a curated record. Gene Ontology annotation, cellular component: plasma membrane. Gene Ontology annotation, biological process: cellular response to calcium ion. Lineage: Eukaryota; Metazoa; Chordata; Actinopteri; Salmoniformes; Salmonidae.
CUACCUGGUACCUGAGGUCCUGUCUGUGUCCAGCAUGAGUAACAUCUAUGAGUCUGCAGAGGCGACCCUCGGCCUGUGCAACUCUUCCUGUCUGACCAAGGUUGAGCUGAGAGUGGCUUGUCGAGGGAUCUCAGACCGAGAUGCCCUUUCUAAACCAGACCCCUGUGUUGUACUCAAGAUGCAGUCACACGGGCAGUGGUUCGAGGUGGACCGGACAGAGGUGAUUCGUAGCAGUAUCAAUCCAGUGUUUUCCAAGGUGUUUCUGGUUGACUUCUACUUUGAGGAGGUUCAGCGUCUUCGCUAUGAGCUACAUGACAUCAGCUCCGCUCACAAUGGACUCAGAGACACAGACUUCCUCGGAGCUAUGGAGUGCACGUUGGGACAAAUCGUGUCCCAGAGGAAACUGUCCAAAGUGUUACUUAAACAGGGAAACACUACCAGCAAGUCCUCCAUCACAGUAACAUCAGAGGAGUUAUCAGGUAAUGAUGACUACGUAGAACUCUCCUUCAGCGCUCGCAAACUAGACGACAAGGAUUUCUUCAGUAAAUCAGAUCCGUUUUUGGAAAUCUUCAGAAUAAAUGAUGAUGGCAGCGGAUCACUAGUUCACAGAACUGAGACGGUGAUGAAUGACCUCAGCCCGGUGUGGAAGUCAUUCAAGGUCUCUCUCAACACACUAUGUAGCGGAGACCAUGACCGCCAACUAAAGUGCACAGUGUAUGAUUGGGACUCCAAUGGGAAGCACGACUUCAUUGGAGAGUUCCAGACCACCUAUAAGGAGAUACGCACAGACCUGGAAGGGAGACAGAUGCAAUGGGACUGUAUAAACCCUAAGUACCAGGUGAAGAAGAAACACUACAGAAACUCUGGUGUCGUCGUCCUCAACCACUGUAAGGUCAUCAAGAUGUAUUCUUUCCUGGAUUACAUCAUGGGAGGCUGUCAGAUCCAGUUCACAGUGGCCAUAGACUUUACAGCAUCAAAUGGAGACCCCGGAAACAGCUGUUCUCUCCACUACAUCCAUCCGUACCAGCCCAAUGAGUACCUGAAAGCCCUGGUGGCUGUGGGAGAAAUAUGUCAAGACUACGACAGUGACAAGAUGUUUCCAGUUUUUGGGUUUGGAGCUCAGAUCCCACCUGACUUUAAGGUGUCACACGAUUUUGCCGUGAACUUUGAUGAAGACAAUCCGGAAUGUUCCGGUAUCCAGGGUGUGGUGGAAGCCUACCAGGCCUGUCUCCCUAAGAUCCAGCUGUACGGACCGACCAACAUUGCUCCCAUCAUACAGAAAGUUGCUUCUUCUGCCUCAGAGGAGAUGCACACUAUGGAAGCUAUGGAGUAUUUCAUCCUAUUGAUCCUAACAGAUGGAGUGAUAACAGACAUGGCUGACACUAGAGAAGCUAUAGUACAUGCUUCCCACCUACCCAUGUCUGUCAUCAUAGUAGGAGUGGGAAACGCUGACUUCAGUGACAUGCAGAUGCUGGAUGGAGACGAUGGAAUACUCAGGUCCCCAAAAGGAGAACCUGUUCUCAGAGACAUUGUCCAGUUUGUUCCCUUCAAAGAUUUCAAACACGCGUCCCCGGCUGCGCUAGCUAAGAGUGUGCUAGCAGAGGUGCCCAAUCAGGUGGUGGAUUACUACAAUGCCAAAGGAAUCCAUCCCAAAUGUCUGUCUGACUACGACGAAUCUACCAGACCCUUCAGCCCCUGACCACACACAUACACACGUAUUCAUCACACACACAUUAAACACACACACAUACACAUGUUAUAAACACAAACUAAUACAUACUCACCCAUACACCCUGCAUACAGUAGUGUAGCUCAGAGAAGUAGUUUGGUGGGUUUAACUAUCAAUCAUUCAAAUGUGUUUAGAAAGGCCGGAACCUAGGAAGAAAUCUAGAAAGGAAGCAGGCUAUGAGGGGUGGCCAGUCUCCUUCUGGCUGUGCCGGGUGGAGAUUAUAACGAUCAUUCAGAGUUUCUC